ACCGAGAGCCAGAGGCAGAGUGAAAACACACUGGAUUCAAGCGUGCUGAAUGAGAACGCAGAGAGAAAGUCUGCUCAUUCACAACACAAACGCAGGAAGCUGGAGAGGAAGCAGAGAGAGAGGAGGAUCUGCAGGUUUAAUAGGAGUCAUUCGGAGGAGCGGCAGCACUGAAGCAGAUCCUCCACGGCUCCACAGAUGCCACACACUCCCUCAUCCCUCAGAGGAAACCAGCGGGCUCCUGGGGAAGGGGGUCCGACAGAUGUGGCGGCCCCUGCGCGGGGCCCUGGGCUCGGCCCGCAGGUGUCUGGGGGUGAAGGUGUGCCGGAGGAGCGCGCUGCUAGUGGUCCUGCUCUGGCUGGCCUCCUGGAUCUUCCUCAAUGGCCUGGUGUUCGUCCACAGGAACAUGUUCUCUGACUUCUGCACUGAUGACAAGAGCAAAGAGAUCCUGCAGAGGGUGUGCGACGAGUAUCAUCAAGGAAUCCUGACCGGCGACCUUUGCGAUGACCUCUGCGUGUCAGGUCGAGUGGAGUACAAACGCUGCCUCUAUUAUGAGAACGGCAAGAAAGUGAUGGCGGCCAGCUGGCGUGGCCUACCCGUGGUCCUGAAGUCAAAGCUUGAGAACUUCUCUUCCUACGAGGCUCUUUCUCUGCUGGACUACCCGGAUGGAGGAGCCGGUGGUGGUGAGGAUGAACUCUCUCCUCUGGAUGUGGUUUUCUACGCCACCCUGGAGAUCAAAAACUCUCUGGGUCUGGAGACGGGAAAUAAUCUGACUUUACCACGUCUGUGGGGUCAGCGGUUGAAGGAGAGCGAGCGGAUGUACUCGCGGGCGGAGCUGGCCUCGCUCUGGGCUCUGCUUCAGCAGGAGGAGUACACCUUCCUCAGGGUCCUGCAGGAUUUAACAAACCAUGUGGCCAAGAUCUUGGGCUCCUGCGGACAUUUCUAUGCUGUGGAGUAUUUGGCGGCAGGACAUGCGUGGGAUCAGCAUAUCUUCUCUUUGGACGAGCUAACGUUGAGUCCUUCGCCGAGCACAUUCUCGGUGAAAGAAAUGGUGCCUCGGGUGGCUUUGAGCUUUUUGGAGAUGGUGGAGCAUUUUGAGAAUGAUUUUUCCCACCGUUUGCAUCUCUGUGAUAUCAAACCAGAGAACUUUGCCAUCCGGAAGGAUCUGACGGUGGUGGCGAUAGAUGUGGACAUGGCUUUUUUCGAGCCCAAAAUGAGAGACAUACUUGAGCAGAACUGCACCAGCGACAGCGACUGCAACUUCUUCGACUGCAUUUCAAAGUGCGACAAAACGAAAAACAGAUGUGGAUCAAAACGCAGAAACAGUAACCUUCAGGUGAUCUGUGAGAAGAUCUUUAGGCCGUGGUUUUCUCCCACACUGCUGGGGGCUAAAGCAGGGCUCCCCCUACAGGUGGAGCUGCAGCGUGCAGUGCAGGAGUGCGCAGAGAUGGAGGAUGGCAAGCGCCGGCGGGACAUCAGACAGCAGCUGUACGCUCUCCUCCAAGAGCUCGUCCGGGAGGACACGGGGCACCCGGGUGGAGGACAAGAACACAAGAGGAGACGCGUCCAUACUGCACUUAAUUUCUGAACUCUUGAAAGAGCUAAUUCAGUCA
Danio aesculapii is the source of this 1610-nucleotide messenger RNA. It is a transcript of the gene dipk1c, whose product is annotated as divergent protein kinase domain 1C. The transcript has 4 exons. Bases 50 to 1585 code for a protein of 511 amino acids. Lineage: Eukaryota; Metazoa; Chordata; Actinopteri; Cypriniformes; Danionidae. The record is from RefSeq and is a predicted model, not a curated record.